Molecule: messenger RNA, 1951 nt
Organism: Esox lucius (northern pike)
Lineage: Eukaryota; Metazoa; Chordata; Actinopteri; Esociformes; Esocidae
Gene: aarsd1
Product: alanyl-tRNA synthetase domain containing 1
Exons: 12
Coding region: 132-1358 (408 amino acids)
Biological process (GO): alanyl-tRNA aminoacylation; regulation of translational fidelity
Molecular function (GO): nucleic acid binding; ATP binding; Ser-tRNA(Ala) deacylase activity
Source: RefSeq, a predicted model, not a curated record
AUGUGUCCAAUAGGUGGCAGUAUACUGAGAGAAUGCUGUUGUUGUGUGCUGUUGGACCAGCUAUUGGCGCAGUUCCUGAUAGCUGCUAUUUUAGACGUUGUGUCUUGGGUUUAUGAGAUAUUUCUAUAAAAAUGGCUUUUCAGUGUCAAAGAGAUUGUUACAUGCAAGAGUUUGUUACCUCAGUAGUGGCCUGCUCGCCUGCUGAACUGAAGCAAGAAAUUAACGGGAAGAAAGAAAUAAUUAAAGGCUUUAAUGUGAAACUUCAAGACACCAUAUUGUUUCCAGAGGGAGGUGGCCAGCCAGACGACCACGGCCUGAUUGGGGACGUGCCGGUGCUGCGGGUGACGAGGAACGGCGCUGAGGCGGUGCACUUUGUGGGCUCAGUCCUUGAGGUGGGCCGGGAGGUGCAGCUGAAGGUGGACUGGGAGCGGAGGUUUGACCACAUGCAGCAGCACUCAGGACAACACCUAAUCACAGCUUUGGCAGAUUCCAUGUUUGGUUACAAGACCACGUCUUGGGAGUUGGGUCGUCAGCGCAGCACCAUAGAGCUGGACACACCCUCCCUGAAGCCAGCCCAGGUCGAGGCCCUGGAGGCGGCUGUCAACGAGAAGAUCCGCGCUAACAUCCCCGUCACCGUUCAGCUCCUCUCCUUGGACGACCCUGCGCUGGAAAAGGUGCGGAGCCGUGGUCUCCCAGAUGACCCCGCGGGGCCAAUCCGGAUCAUCGACAUUGAAGGAGUGGAUGCCAACAUGUGCUGCGGGACCCACGUGUCCAACCUCAGUCACUUGCAGGUCAUAAAACUAUUGGGGACAGAGAAAGGAAAGAAGAACAAGACCAACCUGAUAUUCCUGGUGGGCUUUCGAGUCCUGAAGUAUGUUGAGAGAAGCUACAGCAUAGAACGUUCAUUAGUUUCUCUCCUCAAAACUGGACCAGAUGAUCAUGUUGAUGCAGUGGACAAGAUCCAGAAGACAGUUAAGGCUCUGCAGAAGUGUAAUUUGAAUCUGCUGAGGGACAUGGCCGUUCUCGUAGCCCAGAACUUCAAGCUCAACCCAGAGAGAGGCAACUUCUUUGCUUUUCACAAGAAAGAGGGUGACAACGAGUUUAUGAGCAUAAUAGCCAAUGAAAUAGCCACUGAGGAGACUUUGGUGUUCCUGACAGUUGGAGAAGAAAAGGGACCAGGUCUGUUCCUGCUAGCUGGACCUAGUCAGAAGGUGGUUGAACUGGGACCACGAGUACUGGAGAUGCUUGAGGGCAAAGGAGCAGGAAAGAACGGGCGCUUCCAGGGCAAAGUGAACAGCAUGGCACGCCGAGGGGAGGUGGAGGCCCUGCUACUGGAGCACUGCAGGAGUGAGCCGUAAUGGAUGUCUGGCGUGGCCUUUCUUCUCCCUGAAACACGUCCCACGGGCAGGACCCGAUCACAAGAUGACCAACUCCAGCACUACAUGGGAACUCACGUCUGAACUGUGUGAUAACUGCAGUCUAAAUCCUGCUCCGGAAUAUUGCUACAUACCGUACAUUCAUGAUGAUUAAAAAGGCAAAUGUAAAAAAGAAUCAUUUAAGUAAUUGUAUAUAUUUUAAAUUAGAGGUUUGUAUUUAAUAAAAAAUCAGUUUGGUCUGCAAUGAAAGAGCAAGACCUUAUCAAUUGGAAAACCUGGUAGUCAAAUAUAGAUGGUUCAGGCAAGGUUGUCCGUUGUUUUACAUAUCUGUGACGGCUGUGUGACGUGUGGACCUGUGUCAUUAAUGAACACAAGGCCAAAGGUCAGGGUUCCAUGUAGAGUUGAUAACAGCUGGUCUGGUCAGUCUUUGUCAUUAAAAUAGGUACUUGUUUAACUAAGACAUCAGGGGUACUGUGCGCUACUGUUUUGGGGGUUCAAAAAUCAUGAUUUUAAAAUGUUUGUUGGAUUGAUUGUUAGUUUGUCAGCAUUUUGUCCUUAGUAAAUGAUUGAACAUG